ACUCUGUUUGAGGUUAUAGUCCCUGCAGGCUGUGUCAGAAAGGGAGGUGGAGUUUGGCCCAGAAGGAGCCCGGUGCUUUUCCAAGCCAGAACAAUUAUGUAACAUCACAUAGACACCAAAAUGCUUUGGAAGCAGCAAGGAGAUAAAAUGUAGAGCUCACAGCAUGCUCCUGAAUGAAUAAAGAGACAACCAUUUAAAGUAGGAAGCCUAAAGCAGGAGCCAACAGAGGGAUCAGUGUCACUAAGGUGACCAAGGCUGAGUGCCCAGCAGCCAACUUCACAUGAAGGGAAGGUAAUCUCCAGGACCUAAAUGCUUCCUGACAGGAAGAUGUAUGCAUUGUUCAACAGACCCCACAGUAGGAGUGGGUUUAAGCCACUGCCUGUUGUAAUCAUAGGGAAUGGACCUUCAGGAAUCUGUUUGUCAUAUUUGCUGUCAGGCUACAUCCCUUACUUCAAAAGAGACUCUCUUCAUCCUCAUCCCAUUCUUCAGAGAAAACUGGAAGAGGCACCAGGUGUCUCCAUUUUGGACCAGGAUUUGGAAUAUCUAUCUGAGGGCUUGGAGGGACGAUCUGACAGCCCUGUGGCACUUCUGUUUGAUACUCUUCAGCGUCCAGACACAGACUUUGGUGGAACAGCAGAAUCUGUCCUUUCUUGGUGGCAUGAGGCUCGCAGAGCUGUCCCCCACCUAGUCCUUGGCAGAAAUGCUCCUGGAGGUGCUUGGCAUUCUAUUGAGGGCUCUGUGGUUAGCCUGAGCAGAGGGGAAUGGAUGGGACUCCCAGAUCUCCCAUUCAAGGACUGGCUAAAGCAAAACAGAAGGCAAGAUAUGAUAGGCCUCAGAAACAAUAGAGCCACAGCAGAAGACAUUGCUCAAUAUUACCAAUACUAUGUAAUGAAGAAAGGACUGCAGAAGAACUUCAGAUGUGGUACUGUUGUGACCUCUGUGAGGAAAAUGAGUGUAGAGAGCAUCUCUAGCUGUACACAGAAAGAUCUGCAGGAGGAUAGUGAUUCACUCUGGGGCUUCAGUGAGAAAAGUACAGAGGUCUUUCAGGUGGAUGGAUUUUACAAAACUGUGGAAGGUGACAAAGAGCCCUUCUCCAUCUAUGCAGAGAAUGUGGUCUUAGCUACAGGCACAUAUGAUAGCCCUACGUGGCUGGGGGUCAAAGGAGAGAACCUUUCCUAUGUCCAUCACCAGCUGUCUGCCCUAGAAGAAGCAGUGAAGAACAACAGCAUUGGCAUCAUGUCAGAUCCAGUCUUGAUUGUUGGUGCUGGUCUGACAGCUGCUGAUGCAAUUCUUUUUUGUCACCAUUGCAAUAUUCCAGUAAUCCAUGUUUUUCGGAGACGAGUCAGUGAUCCAGGUCUUAUUUUUAACCAGCUCCCCAAAAUGAUGUACCCUGAAUACCACAAAGUCUACCAAAUGAUGAAAGAACAGUCAGCUGCUUGUGCUGGGCCUUAUGAGUGUUACAUUAGCCUUCCUGAACACCAUGUGCUAUCCUUUGGCAAGGACAAGAAAUGUAUCCUUCAAGAUAAGGAUGGCUACCAGAAAGUGUAUAAAGUUUCCAUGGCUCUUGUUCUAACAGGCUCAAACCCCAACCUCUCCUUUCUGCCAAAUAAUGGCAUUGACUUGGCAAUGGACAGUGACCAACCAGUCAAUCCAAAGAGGAAUCCCAUAGAUGUUGACCCAUUCACCUAUGAAUGUACUCAGGAGAAAGGGCUGUAUGCCCUAGGACCUCUGGCUGGAGAUAACUUUGUUCGUUUUGUACAGGGAGGGGCUCUGGCUGCUGCCAGCUCUCUGUUAAAGAAAGCAAACAAAAAUCCCCCCUAAUUAAAAAAAAAAAAAAAUCUCUAUGCUAUCUGUGUCUGAAUGGGUUACUGCUGGUUUCUUAGACAAGCAAGUAAUCAGAUUUAUCCUCAAAUGUAAAGCCCACUUUUGGUAUUCUCCAGGUUUAUGCAGAGUUACUAAGUCUUGCUGAGUUACUGAGGAAGAUUAAGUCACCAAAUACAGAGUGGAUUCCACACAUAGCAGUACCUGGGGCUUCACCUCCUUUCCUACAUAGAUGUGUAUGAGGGCUGCAGGGACUUUGAACCUUGUGCCUGGAAAAGUGAGGGGUGAGAAGAGUGGUUGCUUUUCUAUGCAAAAACUUCCAGGUUCCUGAAAACUGAAUUGGGGAGCAAUCAAUUUUUCCAGACAGCAGGCUGACAGCCCUGUGUCUGUUAAUUGUCUUACAGUGGCUCUUCAUGAACCAAAGUAAGCUGACAUGGGUUUAUUUGCCCCUAUAGCUUCUUAUUAGACCAAAAAUCAAUGAAAUAUGCUGCAGGUGACCCUCUGGCACAUGAUAUAGUACUCUGAAUAAAAUCAGACAUAGCAAGUGGUCAAAAAUAUUGUCUCACUGACACCACCAACAAGUAACAUACAGUAUCUUUUAACUAAAAGAUUCCUGUGAUUAUAUUUUUUCCCCUCCUUGAGAAGGAAUGGUGCUGAUUUAAAACACUUGGUUUGCUGCCUUGCAGAUUUCUACUUUCUAAAUCCUAAAACUGUGAUGGCACAAUUCUUGGCAGCUCCUGUUGAGACAGCAGAACUUAAGGGGAGCUACUGGUUUGUCUUCUAACUGCCUGGGUACUGUAUGGGGCUUCAUCUGCAUGCAGUGUUUCAGAAAGAUGUAAUAUGUUAAAUAUUGUGUGAAUUUCUAAUGUAACAUGAUUUUUUUUUUUCAAAUAAUGCUAUUUUUUUUAAAGCAGAAAUGGCACAGUCUCUCUUUGAUAAUCUUAUGCUUAUGUUCAGAAAUUUUUUAUACUGGUUUUCUGAAACAUUUUUAUUGACAAAAUACUUUGCUAGGGGCUUUUUCAGUGUUUUGAAUUCUCUGGGGUGGGUGAGAAUGAUACCUAAGGUUGCGAACAGCACUCUCAACAGACUACAGGGCCUUUCAUACUCUCACAGGAAAAAUGAGUGUCUUAGCUUAUCUUAUUUGAUGUAAAUAUGGGCUCUGCUCCCUGUGGUGCACUGAAACUCACUGACAUGACAGGAUGUGC
Molecule: messenger RNA, 3026 nt
Organism: Calypte anna (Anna's hummingbird)
Lineage: Eukaryota; Metazoa; Chordata; Aves; Apodiformes; Trochilidae
Gene: OSGIN1
Product: oxidative stress induced growth inhibitor 1
Exons: 6
Coding region: 310-1821 (503 amino acids)
Source: RefSeq, a predicted model, not a curated record